Cuscuta campestris is the source of this 3735-nucleotide messenger RNA. The record is from the annotation of a GenBank genome assembly. NCBI's taxonomy places the organism in Eukaryota, Viridiplantae, Streptophyta, Magnoliopsida, Solanales, Convolvulaceae.
GUAGACGAUAAAUAAAUAAACGACCACAAAGAGAAAAUCGCGCCAUAUGCAAACCCUAGACUUUUCGAAUCCAAUUUUUACAAUUAUAUCUUUAGAAUCGGUCCUCUAAAUUUACAUUUAUCGUUUUAAUCUCGCAAUUUCGGUCUUCUUCUCCCUUUUCCAGAAAAGAAAACGAAAACAAUUUUAUUUAGUUUGCUGUUCGCCUUUUCCCCGCGUUUCAAAGAAGUUUUUAUCUUCUUUUUUUUUGCAGGGAAUGUUAACUGAAUGGGAGUAAUUUAGAUUUCGUUAAUUUGAUUGCUUUUUUGUUCUAAUAAUUGUUGUGUGGUGUUUCGGAAUUAGGGUUUUCCUCUUUUCUUGAUCGGAGCUAGGGCUCGUUCAUCUUAUUUGAACGAAGAAGAUUCUUCCUUGUCCAAUUCUCUGUUGCAGCGGGGUGCAUUUGUUUUAUUGAUAUUGGAAACAUGCCAAAAGAGUAUCCUGUGCUUGAUAACAGUCCCAUUAACAAGUGGAAGGUAGCCAAGCUGAGGGAAGAGCUUAAGAAGCGGAACUUACCUGUUAAGGGAUUGAAGGAAGCAUUGGUGAAUAGAUUGGAUGAAGCAAUCCAGAAGGAAAUGGAAGCGCGUGAGAUGGAAGAGAAGGAGGGCUCCGAGAGUGCAAGUAAACCUAUGUCUUCUGAUGGUGUUCAAAUAGUUGAUGAUGCACAGAAGCACAUCACUAGUGAAUUUUGUGAAGCAGAAGAUACGGUGGCUAAAGAUGACACCACACAGAAGCACAUCACCGGUGAAUCUUGUGAAGCAGAAGAUACCGUGGCUAACGAUGACACUAGUGAUUGCCCCAAAGGAAUAGACUCUGCAAAAUGUAUAGAUGUUGCUCCAACUGGAAGUGCUGUUCAUUUUGCAAUGGAUGGGGAAAGAAAAGAUUUCGAUGCCCCUUCAGAAAUUAUUCCAUCAGUUGAUGCAAACAAUGGAAUGUCCGAUUCCGAUAGGAUUGCUUCAACUGAGAGGGCCCCAAAAGACACAGUUGGGGAGGAUGAGGUCGUGAAGUCCCAACAUGAUGUGGAAGUAAAAAUAAUUUCUGCUGAUGAGACAAGUGAUUUCAAAGUUUUGGAGAAUUGUAAUGUGGUGCCUGACGCAUCUGGGGAAAUCACUUUGGGCAACAAAAGUGAUCCAGAGGAGGGAUUUAAAAAACUUACGAAGAUGGAUGCUGAACCCGAUUUGUCCCACCCAAGCACCACGCAGGUACAUGAGGUUAUCCCUAGUUUAGGGUCUGAAGUAAAAUCUGACUCAAUUCAUACUGAUACUUUGCCCAUUUGCGUAACAAACCAACUUAAUGAUGAUUUGAAUCCUGAUAAUGUCAAAUUAGAACAAGAAAUUGUUAGGUCAGAGAUGGUUCUUCCAUCAUCCAGCAAAGACCUCCCAGGUGUUGGUGUUGAUCAUCCUAUGGAUGAUAAAAUGCCAAGCAAGAGUGAUGGUCUUGUUGGAGGAACUGACGACGACAAGUCCUCAUAUGUGAACUAUAGCAUGACAAAUGAAAAUGCGGACCAGUCUUUAGUAGUAGAUGUUCCCAUUAUAGAACAUAAUAAGAGUUCAAAUAGUAAUGAGCUGCUGGAAGGGCUUCCAAAAGAUGGAAAUGUGAAUGGAGCUGACUUUUCAUGUAAAGAGAAAGAAUCACCUGAAGAAAAAGUUGAUGUGGGUGUAUCUGCCAAGGAAACUGAUUUUAAAGGUGUUUCCAUCACAGAAUGUAACAUGGAUGAGAAGGAUCCAAAUAGUAAUGAGGUAUUAGAAGGUCUUCCAAAAGAUGGAAAUCUAAAUAAAGAUACAUUUUCAUUCAAUGAGAAAGAUUUAUCUGAAGAAGGAAAAUUUGAUGCCGGUGCUUAUGCCAAUGAAGCCAGAUCUCAAGAUGUUUCUGCUUUAGAGCGUGACAUGGAUCAUAACACUUCAAAUAGCACUGAGAGGCUGGGAGGGUUAUCAGAGGAUGCAAAUUCAAAUGAAGAUAAGUUUCCAUGCAAAGACAAGGAAUCAUUGGAAGAAGAAACCAACAUUGACUCCUCCACCAAGGAAGCCAGUUUUCAUGAUGUUUCCAUGAUAGAACAUACCACCGAUGAUAUGAGUAUCAAUAGUACUGAACUUAUGGAUGGUAUGCAAAAAGAUGAAAAUUUAUUUGUUGACAAGGUUCCAUGUGAAGAUCAGGAUUCAUCUGCCGAGGAAAAAGCUGAUAUUGAUUCUUCUAACAUGGAUACCAAUUUUCAAGGUAAAGAGGACUCGUCUGAAGAAGAAAAAAUUGAUGUUGAUGUUUCUGCACAGGAAACCAAUUUCCAAGCUGAAGGUGAAUCUACAGAUUCUGGUUUUGGCAAGGCUACUGAUGUAGCAGGAGAGAAUCUUGAGAAAAUAAAUCUCGACCAGUCAUCUGCAGAUGAUUCCAUGGACGAGGACAUAGCAGAUUCAAAGAAUGUUGAUUCUGAGGCUUCUGAGCACAUCUCCUUUGAAGUGCUGGGUAAAAACAAAGAAGAACCACUUACCAAGGAACCCAGAGUUGAAUUGGAAGGUGGUUCUAAAGCUACAGAGUUGUCUGACAUCCAUUCUGCUGCAUGUGAAGUUUACCUUGAAGAUGGGGAUAAAAAUCUCAAUCUACCUGAUAAGAGAAAAUUUCAAGAUGCAGUGGCACCAGAGAACAAGGAACCUGCCAAAAGGCAGCGUAAAUGGAACUAUGAAUCUUUAAAGACAUCUGAACCAAAAACCUCUAGUGUCUUGCUCCUAACACCAAAGCAAAUCUCAGUGCCAAAUUUCACAGUUCCAGAAUCGUCAAGAACACCUACCGAUUCUCUCAGAAUUGAUAACUUUGUGAGGCCAUUCACACUGAAAGCUGUACAAGAGCUCCUUGGAAAAACUGGGAAGGUUUGCAGUUUCUGGAUGGACCAUAUCAAGACCCAUUGCUAUGUCACGUUUUCAUCUGUGGAGGAAGCCAUAGAGACUCGAAAGGCAGUGUACAAUCUGCAGUGGCCCACAAACGGAGGCCGCUGCCUGCUUGCCGAUUUUGUGACCCCACAGGACGUGAAGUCAAAAAUAGAGGCGGCGGGCCCUUCCAAGCCAGCUGCUCCUCCAGCAACCGGCGCCAGUGCGGGGCCCACCCCUGCCCCUCGGGCGGUCAAUACUUCUUCCCAGCCGCCAGCCGGGCAGCAGAAAGGCGUUGCUCCCUGGGAACAAGGGGAGCGGCCCCACCCCCUGUCCCGGCAACUGCCUGCUUAUGACCGCCGACCUGCUACAGUGAAAGAGCAGGUGCCAGCUGUCGCUGACAAAGCGGAACCGCCCUUGCCCACACUCGACGAGCUGUUUAGGAAGACGAAGGCCACCCCUCGGAUAUACUAUUUGCCGCUGACGGAUGAGCAAGUCUCGGCAAAGCUCAACAAACAACUCAAGAAGUAGCUUUUGGUUUUUUGGGGCAUGUUGGAUACAAUAAGUUCCCCUUUUAGAAGGCUUAGUUAAAGUAUGUCCCUAAUUAGACUUUCUUGUUUGAGCUUAUUGACUUACUAUUAUCAUUAUAGAUAUAGUCUAUAGACUAGUAAUAACACCCAUAGUUUGGUAGCAUUUUUGGUUUUAGCUUUGCAAUUCCUUUGAAGAUUUUAGUUGGUUACAGAACAAAUAAUGUGCUCUUUUGUACUUGUACUUGAAAUUGAACACUUUAGAUGAUGAUAUGUGUACUUGUACUUAAUUUGUGGUGCUUGAGUUGAGGGUCUCUUUG